CACCGACUCUCUGCUGGAGAUCCCGAGCGCACCGGCACACGCCUAAACUGCUCCGGCCGAAAGCCCCGCCGCCCGCUGUCUCGUCGCUCCGCUGUUGUCCGCGCCUCCGCCUCGCCCGCUCCAGAGUUCCGCCAUGGGAAGCCGCUCGCUGUGGUCGCUGUGUCUGCUGCUGGCGCUGCUGCCGGCCCAAGUUCUGUGUCAGGAUGACUUCAACCUGGAAGAUGCCGUCGAUGACACACCAACCCCUACACCAAAACCAGGACUACCAGCAGGUGGAGCAGGAGCAGAUGAUGUCUUCAAAAAUGAUGGGACCACCACAACUAAAGCACCACCAAAGGUUGUCCCCCCGGCCACCAAGUCCCCAGUCAAGCCCAAACCCAAGCCAGCUAGUGAUGAGUUUGACCUGGCCGAUGCCUUGGACCCCAACAACGACAUCGGUGGCAAGGACAGGAACAAGGGACAGGGAGGUGGAUUUUCUGACAGCGAUCUGGCUGAUGUCGGAAAGAGUGAUACCUACAAACCUGACAAAGGCAAAGGUGGACAUACGAGUGGUGGAGGUGGUCAGAUUAACCCAACUGAUGACAACAAUGACACCAUGGCAGAGACGGGCACCAUUGCAGGGAUUGUUAGUGCAGUUGCCAUGGCGCUGGUGGGCGCGGUCAGCAGCUACAUUUCCUACCAGAAGAAGAAGCUGUGUUUCAGUAUACAGCAGAGUCUAAAUACUGACAUGGUGAAGACUGAAAACCCUGAGGCAGUGGUGGCCACAGAACCACAAGUCCAACAGACUCUGCUGGAGCCGCCCAACGCUGAACCUCCCAGUGAAGAGAAUGCUAUGUAACACCAGACACGCACACACACACACACACACAGACACAGACACAGACACAGACACACACACAUGCAUACACACACCCACCCACACACACAGACCCACACACACAGACACAUACACACACACAGACCUCUGCUGUCAGCAUGAAGGUCACACACCACAUGCUCUCCUUUUCCCUGUACACCCCCCACCACCCCUCACUCCCCACAAACACACACACCCACACACACACACACAUACACACACCAUAGUGAAGGAUAUGUCCUGGCGUUCCACCCCAGUGAUCUGUGCAUAUGAAGAGAGCAGAAAACUCUCUCGUAGCGUCGCCAUGUUUACGAUGUUUGUACCCCUCAUGGUAGUUCUCCAUCACAGAACCUGGGAAGUGUAGUUCCUCUAGGCCGAAUGUGAACACAAUUUCCUAAUUCCCGGUGUCAUGUUGUACAUAGCCGUGCCUCUUAUUUAUUGAACUGUGGAAACAUCAACAACAAUGUUUCUUUACAUGGAUCCAGUAGGAGAAGCUUGACUGAACUCGGGCUUGUAUUUUCCUGUGAAUUUUGAACUGGAAACAGGGGCUUGCAUCGUGGUUCCAGAGAUGUCACAAAGUCGGAAAUUUCAGCUUCCAGGAUGAGAGAUUCCUCAAGCUCAGCAUUUCUGAGAUAGUUAAUCUGAUAACAGCGCCAACGGGAGGUCUAUAUUGCCAACCAGCAUUACUUUUAACGUGUUUACAACCCUGAAAAAAAUAUCGCAGUGCAAUUUUUAGCAAUGUAAUCUCCGUGCCAUGCCUUGCACUGGAUGAUUAACCCUUUGAAACCUGAGCAAAUUCACCUGAUGUCUUUCAAAAAGAUGUGGAAAAAGGCAAUACGACCAUUAGCAAAAAAUUUACCAGAAUAUUAGCAAAAUGAAUACAUAAAUAAAUCAAUUUACGAGAACAUUGCCAGACCCCCCCCUCCCAAAAAAAAAAAAAAAAAAAAAAAAAAAAAA
Myripristis murdjan (pinecone soldierfish) is the source of this 1813-nucleotide messenger RNA. It is a transcript of the gene cd99l2, whose product is annotated as CD99 molecule-like 2. The transcript has 10 exons. The coding region runs from base 134 to 838 and encodes 234 amino acids. The record is from RefSeq and is a predicted model, not a curated record. Lineage: Eukaryota; Metazoa; Chordata; Actinopteri; Holocentriformes; Holocentridae.